Otolemur garnettii (small-eared galago) is the source of this 4485-nucleotide messenger RNA. It is a transcript of the gene BCL9, whose product is annotated as B cell CLL/lymphoma 9. Gene Ontology annotation, molecular function: beta-catenin binding; transcription coactivator activity. Bases 23 to 4303 code for a protein of 1426 amino acids. Gene Ontology annotation, cellular component: beta-catenin-TCF complex. Gene Ontology annotation, biological process: positive regulation of transcription by RNA polymerase II; canonical Wnt signaling pathway. The transcript is spliced from 7 exons. The record is from RefSeq and is a predicted model, not a curated record. NCBI's taxonomy places the organism in Eukaryota, Metazoa, Chordata, Mammalia, Primates, Galagidae.
UGCAAGCUCAGGAUUCCAAUCAAUGCAUUCCAGCAACCCUAAAGUGAGGAGCUCUCCAUCAGGAAACACGCAGAGUAGCCCUAAGUCAAAGCAGGAGGUGAUGGUCCGUCCCCCUACAGUGAUGUCCCCAUCUGGAAACCCCCAGCUGGAUUCCAAAUUCUCCAAUCAGGGUAAACAGGGGGGCUCAGCCAGCCAAUCCCAGCCAUCUCCCUGUGACUCCAAGAGUGGGGGCCAUACCCCUAAAGCACUCCCUGGCCCAGGUGGGAGCAUGGGGCUGAAGAAUGGGGCUGGAAAUGGUGCCAAGGGCAAGGGGAAAAGGGAGCGAAGUAUUUCCGCCGACUCCUUUGAUCAGAGAGAUCCUGGGACUCCAAACGAUGACUCUGACAUUAAAGAAUGUAAUUCUGCUGACCACAUAAAGUCCCAGGAUUCCCAGCACACACCACACUCGAUGACCCCGUCAAAUGCUACAGCCCCCAGAUCUUCCACCCCUUCCCAUGGCCAAACUACUGCUCCAGAGCCCACACCUGCUCAGAAGACUCCAGCCAAAGUGGUGUAUGUGUUUUCUACUGAGAUGGCCAAUAAAGCUGCAGAAGCUGUAUUGAAGGGCCAGGUUGAAACUAUCGUCUCUUUCCACAUCCAGAACAUUUCUAACAGCAAGACAGAGAGAAGCACAGCCCCUCUGAACACACAGAUACCUGCCCUUCGGAAUGAUCCGAAACCUCUCCCACCACAGCCCCCAGCUCCCACCAGCCAGGACCAGAACUCUUCCCAGAACACUAGACUGCAACCAACUCCACCCAUUCCGGCACCAGCACCCAAGCCUGCUGCACCCCCACGUCCCCUGGACCAGGAUAGUCCUGGGGUAGAAAAUAAACUGAUUCCUUCUGUCGGUAGUCCUGCCAGCUCCACUCCACUGCCCCCAGAUGGUACUGGGCCAAACUCUACACCGAACAACCGAGCAGUUACCCCUGCCUCCCAGGGGAGCAACGGCUCUUCAGCAGAUCCCAAAGCCCCUCCACCCCCACCUGUGUCAAGUGGCGAGCCCCCUGCACUGGGGGAGAACCCUGAUGGCCUAUCUCAGGAGCAGCUGGAGCACCGGGAGCGCUCCCUCCAGACUCUUAGAGACAUCCAGCGUAUGCUUUUCCCUGAUGAGAAAGAAUUCACAGGAGCACAAAGUGGGCCACCCCCACAGAACACUGGGGUAUUAGAUGGGCCUCAGAAAAAACCAGAAGGGCCAAUACAGGCCAUGAUGGCUCAAUCCCAAAGCCUAGGUAAGGGACCUGGGCCCCGGACGGACGUGGGAGCUCCAUUUGGCCCUCAGGGACAUAGAGAUGUGCCCUUUGCUCCAGAUGAAAUGGUUCCACCUUCUAUGAACUCCCAGUCUGGGCCCAUAGGACCCGACCACCUGGACCACAUGACUCCGGAGCAGAUAGCAUGGCUGAAGCUGCAGCAGGAGUUUUAUGAAGAGAAGAGGAGGAAGCAGGAACAAGUGGUGGUCCAGCAGUGCUCCCUGCAGGACAUGAUGGUCCAUCAGCACGGGCCUCGGGGCGUGGUCCGUGGGCCUCCCCCUCCAUACCAGAUGACUCCUAGUGAAGGCUGGGCACCUGGGGGUGCAGAACCAUUUUCUGAUGGUAUCAACAUGCCACAUUCACUGCCCCCGAGGGGCAUGGCUCCCCACCCCAACAUGCCGGGGAGCCAGAUGCGCCUCCCUGGAUUUGCAGGAAUGAUUAACUCUGAGAUGGAAGGGCCAAAUGUGGCCAACCCAGCAGCUAGACCUGGUCUUUCUGGAGUCAGUUGGCCAGAUGAUGUGCCAAAAAUCCCAGAUGGUAGAAAUUUUCCUUCUGGCCAGGGCGUCUUCAGUGGUCCUGGCCGAGGGGAACGCUUCCCAAAUCCCCAAGGACUGUCUGAAGAGAUGUUUCAACAGCAGCUGGCAGAGAAACAGCUGGGGCUCCCCCCAGGGAUGGGCAUAGAAGGCAUCAGGCCCAGCAUGGAGAUGAGCAGGAUGAUCCCAGGCACCCAGCGCCACAUGGAGCCUGGGAGCAACCCCAUUUUCCCUCGAAUACCAGUUGAGGGCCCUCUGAGUCCUUCUAGGGGUGACUUUCCAAAGGGAAUGCCUCCGCAGAUAGGCUCUGCUCGGGAACUGGAGUUUGGGAUGGUUCCUGGUGGGAUGAAGGGAGAUGUCAACCUGAGUGUCAGCAUGGGGUCCAACUCUCAGAUGAUACCUCAGAAGAUGAGAGAGGCUGGGGCGGGCCCUGAGGAGAUGAUGAAACUGCGCCCGGGUGGCUCGGACGUGCUGCCCGCUCAGCAGAAGCUGGUGCCCCUGCCAUUUGGCGAGCACCCCCAGCAGGAGUACGGCGUGGGCCCCAGGCCCUUUCUUCCCAUGUCUCAGGGUCCAAGCAGCAGCAGUGGCUUGCGGAACCUCAGAGAACCAAUGGGGCCCGACCAAAGGACUAACAGCCGGCUCAGUCACAUGCCACCACUACCUCUCAACCCUUCCAGCAACCCCAGCAGCCUCAACACAGCUCCUCCCGUUCAGCGUGGCCUGGGGCGGAAGCCCUUGGAUAUAUCUGUGGCAGGUGGCCAGGUGCAUUCCCCAGGCAUUAACCCUCUGAAGUCUCCCACAAUGCACCAAGUCCAGUCCCCAAUGCUGGGCUCACCCUCGGGGAACCUGAAGUCCCCCCAGACUCCAUCGCAGUUGGCAGGCAUGCUGGCAGGCCCGGCUGCUGCUGCUUCCAUUAAGUCCCCGCCUGUCUUGGGGUCUGCUGCUGCUUCGCCUGUCCACCUCAAGUCUCCAUCACUUCCUGCCCCAUCACCUGGAUGGACCUCUUCUCCAAAACCUCCCCUUCAGAGUCCUGGGAUUCCUCCAAACCAUAAAGCACCCCUCACCAUGACCUCCCCAGCCAUGCUGGGAAGUGUAGAGUCAGGUGGGCCCCCGCCUCCUACAGCCAGCCAGCCUGCCUCUGUGAAUAUCCCUGGAAGUCUUCCCUCUAGCACACCUUACACCAUGCCUCCAGAGCCAACCCUCUCUCAGAACCCACUCUCUAUUAUGAUGUCUCGAAUGUCCAAGUUCGCAAUGCCCAGUUCUACCCCGUUGUACCACGAUGCCAUCAAGACUGUGGCCAGCUCAGAUGAUGACUCCCCUCCAGCUCGUUCUCCCAACUUGCCAUCAAUGAAUAAUAUGCCAGGAAUGGGCAUUAAUACACAGAAUCCUCGAAUUUCAGGUCCAAAUCCCGUGGUUCCGAUGCCAACCCUCAGCCCAAUGGGAAUGACCCAGCCACUUUCUCACUCCAAUCAGAUGCCCUCUCCGAAUGCUAUGGGACCCAACAUACCUCCUCAUGGGGUCCCAAUGGGACCUGGCUUGAUGUCACACAAUCCUAUCAUGGGGCAUGGGUCCCAAGAGCCACCGAUGGUACCUCAAGGACGGAUGGGCUUCCCCCAGGGUUUCCCUCCAGUACAGUCUCCCCCACAGCAGGUUCCAUUCCCUCACAAUGGCCCCAGUGGGGGACAGGGCAGCUUUCCAGGAGGGAUGGGCUUCCCAGGAGAAGGCCCCCUUGGCCGCCCCAGCAACCUGCCCCAAAGUUCAGCAGAUGCAGCACUUUGCAAGCCUGGAGGCCCCGGGGGUCCUGACUCCUUCACUGUUCUUGGGAACAGCAUGCCUUCGGUGUUUACAGACCCAGAUCUACAGGAAGUCAUCCGUCCUGGAGCCACAGGAAUACCUGAGUUUGAUCUAUCCCGCAUUAUUCCAUCAGAGAAGCCUAGCCAGACACUGCAAUAUUUCCCUCGAGGGGAAGUCCCAGGCCGGAAACAGCCCCAGGGCCCUGGACCUGGGUUUUCACACAUGCAGGGGAUGAUGGGGGAGCAGGCCCCCAGAAUGGGACUAGCAUUACCUGGCAUGGGAGGUCCAGGGCCAGUGGGAACUCCGGACAUCCCUCUUGGUACAGCUCCAUCCAUGCCAGGCCACAACCCCAUGAGACCACCAGCCUUUCUCCAGCAAGGCAUGAUGGGACCUCACCAUCGGAUGAUGUCACCAGCACAAUCUACAAUGCCCGGCCAGCCCACCCUGAUGAGCAAUCCAGCUGCCGCUGUGGGCAUGAUUCCUGGCAAGGAUCGGGGACCCGCAGGGCUCUACACUCACCCUGGGCCCGUGGGCUCUCCAGGCAUGAUGAUGUCCAUGCAGGGCAUGAUGGGACCCCAACAGAACAUCAUGAUCCCCCCACAGAUGAGGCCCCGGGGCAUGGCUGCUGAUGUGGGCAUGGGUGGAUUCAGCCAAGGACCUGGCAACCCAGGAAACAUGAUGUUUUAAGCUGCUAAGAUUGGAUGUGCUGAUCCUUGUCAAGAUGAGAUUCCAGGUCCUGAGAGCUGCUUUGAGGGAGUUCCAGGAGCACCCACUAUUGGUCAUGCAAUAGGAGAACCAAGACCCGAGGGCUGCUUUGGGGGUGGGGGGCACUCGAGAAUGUAUGGAUUUACCUGAAAUUAUUCAUUUAA